CGGGAAGGGCGGGGAGGGGGAGAGGGAGGAACAGGAGAAACUGUCUAGGAAUCUCAGCAAGGUGCGCAGCACGCUGCGGCAGUUCGUGCGCGACUGGGCGGAAGAAGGCGCGGAAGAAAGAGAAGCAGCCUACGGCCCGCUGCUACGCGCACUCGAGGAACACCUCCCCAUCACCCCGGGACAGGACCCACCGAGGGUUUUGUGUCCGGGCUCGGGUUUGGGGCGGCUGCCGUUCGAAGUCAUGCGCAAGGGCUACGCGUGCCAGGGCAACGAGUUCUCCUACUUCAUGCUCAUCGGUUCGGACUUUCUGCUGAACUCCCGCUUGACCCCCAAGUCUUUGCCGCUGCAGCCGUACUGCCUCUCGACGUCCAACAGAAGAUCCCAAACAGACCACCUGGAUGUCGUUUGGGUCCCCGACGUGGCGCCCAGCGAACACGUGGGCCCUUCCGCAGACUUCUCCAUGUGCGCAGGAGAGUUCGUCGAGGUGUACGGCAACCCGUCGACUUCGCUGCCGUCUUCGUCGCGGGUCUUCGACGGAGUUUUGACUUCUUUCUUUUUGGACACUGCGCGAAAUGUGCUCCUUUACAUCAAAACCAUCGCCCGCAUAGUCCGGCCCCGCGGCCUCUGGGCCAACGUGGGGCCCCUCCUCUACCACUACGCGGAAAUGCCCCACGAAAUGUGCGUCGAGUUCUCCGCAGAAGAAAUACUCGCAGGCAAACCCUAA
Molecule: messenger RNA, 724 nt
Organism: Eimeria necatrix
Lineage: Eukaryota; Apicomplexa; Conoidasida; Eucoccidiorida; Eimeriidae
Product: GD16577, related
Exons: 6
Molecular function (GO): S-adenosylmethionine-dependent methyltransferase activity
Source: RefSeq, a predicted model, not a curated record